This is a messenger RNA of Thalassophryne amazonica, 1237 nucleotides long. Its product is annotated as paired box protein Pax-4-like. Gene Ontology annotation, biological process: regulation of transcription by RNA polymerase II; anatomical structure development. Gene Ontology annotation, molecular function: RNA polymerase II cis-regulatory region sequence-specific DNA binding; DNA-binding transcription factor activity, RNA polymerase II-specific. NCBI's taxonomy places the organism in Eukaryota, Metazoa, Chordata, Actinopteri, Batrachoidiformes, Batrachoididae. The transcript is spliced from 9 exons. Bases 1 to 1080 code for a protein of 359 amino acids. The record is from RefSeq and is a predicted model, not a curated record.
AUGUUUGUCAGUGGCAGACCUCUCCCAGAAUCCAAGAGAAAGAAAAUGAUCCAACUGGCCUCAGAAGGAGUCCGUCCAAGCCAGAUCUCCAGGAUACUGCGGGUGUCCAACGGGUGCGUCAGUAAGAUCCUGAGUCGAUACCGGCGCACGGGUCUCCUGGAGCCCAAAGCCAUCGGAGGCAGCAGACCUCGACUUCUCACCCGCAGAGUCAUCGGCAUGAUCGCACAGUGCAAAAGGGAAAACCCAACGAUUUUCGCUUGGGAAAUCCAAAAACGGCUCGCAGCAGCGCCAAUAUGGAAGACGUCCAAAAUUCCCAGCGUGUCAUCUAUAAAUCGGAUUUUAAGAAAGAUCCAUUUGGACCAUUGGCCGGUAUCCACGGGGCUCAACGUGCACAUCAGGCCUGAACUGGAUUUUGAACCCACAACCCAAAAUGAAAUGCAUAAUAAAGAGACGUUUGGAUGCUGUGAGGACCACAAGCUGAAAGAUGUCCAGCAUCGAACCCGAACCAUCUUCAGCCCAGAACAGAACAGAGCGCUCGAGCAAGAGUUUUCUCACAGUCAGUAUGCAGACAUGUUCACAAGAGAGAAACUGUCAGCUGAGAUUAAACUCCCAGAGGACACCAUUAAGGUUUGGUUUUCAAAUAGACGGGCUAAAUGGCGGCGAGAAGCCAAAGAGAGGACCAGCACACAAGCUCGGUGUCUAAAUAAAAAUGAUGUCUUUUGUGCGACGGCCGCGGAGCAGCAUAGCAUCACGGCUCAGCAGGGAGCUGGAGUUUCUACGGUGUCCUGUGAAAAACACACAUCACAGUACUACAACACAGGAUCCAUUUUUCCUUCACAAACAGGUUUCGGGAAUUCUCAACAUGUGACAGUGGUCUCAGCGUCACCGUGGAAUCUCCAUCAAUCGAGUGACAUAAUGACACAGAAAACCCUACUCGGCCUCCACAUGGACAGAUUCACGCCCCCGUGGGUCCACCAUCACCCAGUCACAGCGGGGGACACAACAGACUCCUGGAAUCAGCAGCACAUUUCUGCCACCUGGUCUCAAAGUGAUGAGCGGUUUUUGUUGAUCCGGCCUUGACAACCACAUCGCGACCUGAACGUACAACUCCUCAUUACUUUUUACACCAAGGAAAGUGUCCUGCAUUCUUCAGCAGAUGUGUCAAUGGUGACGAAUUUAAUGUAAAAACUAUAUUUUAGGAAAAGUAUUUGUUAUAAGCGGAUGAUGUACUAGAGAA